AUGAAUAAUAAUGAUGAUUACCAAUUUUUAAAUUAUAAUUUAAAUAAAUUAAUAAAUAAUGUAUCAACUUUAUCAAAUCUUCAUAAACAAUUAAUAGUUUCAAAUGAAAUAGUAGUAAAUUUUGUAAAUCAAAAUCAAAAUCAAAAUAAUAAUAAUAGCAGCAAUAAUAAUAGUGGUGCUAAUAAUACUAAUAAUAGUAAUAAUACGAUAGAUAUAGAAAAGAAAUAA
Messenger RNA from Dictyostelium purpureum, 228 nucleotides. RefSeq lists its product as uncharacterized. Bases 1 to 228 code for a protein of 75 amino acids. The transcript has a single exon. The record is from RefSeq and is a predicted model, not a curated record. Lineage: Eukaryota; Evosea; Eumycetozoa; Dictyosteliales; Dictyosteliaceae.